Messenger RNA from Meleagris gallopavo (turkey), 4975 nucleotides. The record is from RefSeq and is a predicted model, not a curated record. NCBI's taxonomy places the organism in Eukaryota, Metazoa, Chordata, Aves, Galliformes, Phasianidae.
AGCUGUGGGUGUCCCUGCUCAGUGCAGGGGUUGGACCUGAUGGCCUUGGGGGUCCCUUCCAACUCCAGCCAUUCUGUGGCUCUCUGAUUCUAUGGAAGUUGCUGGUAGCUUCUUGCAGGAGAAUAGUGGUGCAUGGGGCACAAGAUGGUGCUGUGCUCUCAGCAUUCAGCAGCUGGUCCCUUCUAUAGUCAUAUAGGUUACUGUGUCUGACAAAUGAAAGAUUAAAGAGGUAAAGCUUUAAUAUCUCAUUAGAUAGAAAGCUUUUCAGAAUCUCCUUUGUGCUGUGCAAAAUUGCCUGAGAUGUCUGGCAAGCGAGUGAAGCUUCAGAAAGAUUAAAGAGAAUUUCUUUUCUGUGCGCGAAACAGAUGAGGUACAGAAGUAAGUGAUAGCUGAGAAAGGAAUAGACAUAAACUGACAAACUGCAAUGGAAAAUGUUACGGAGAGAAAAGCAGGUCUGGGAGAAACACACAGAAAUCAGAGGUGGCCAGAGGGAGGUGUCAGACCUCAGCAGGUGCUGGUGGCAGCAGUGCUGCAGGCUCCCAGUGCUGGCACCUUGCAGUCUGCAUGGCUGCUCUGCGAGCAGGGCCGGCUGCUGGCAAACCUGCAGGGUGCCCAGCCCAAAAUAAUCAUCAUCAGUCUCCUGCAAACAUCUCAGACAGGAAAGCUCCACAGACUCUUUGGAGAAAUUGCAAACUGCAUACAGGCAUGCAGUGUAGCUGUGCAGGUAGUGUGGCUCACGGUGCUUCUCCUGUGUCAGCAAGGACACACACGGGCAGCAGGAAGGUCCAUUUCUUACAGAAAAGAAUUUGAGCAAGGGCUGCAAGGCAGGGAAGUUCAGUCUUGUUCCCACCUCUGUCACUAAUAUGUUCUUGGAUCUUUCACAGAUUGUGCCUUGCUGUCUGUAGUCUCCCAUCUGUGAAACAGGCAUAAUAACACUGAGACAUCUUUAAAGAGAAAAUGUCAGGGUCUGAUUCCGUGUGCUUCAUGAGGAGAAAAAUAAAGGUCUGUACCUUACAUUCUGCAUAUGGAUAACUUCACCAAGAUCUGUCUUCUGUGUAAAGUUAAGCACACUGUUACUGCAAGACAUCAGGUAGUUGUGCUUACUGACAGGUGAGAGGAACAGCUUUAUCUCUGACCUAAGGACUUAACUGAGUUAGAGAGGGGGCAGAAGAGCAGUAAAUGACAGCAGACGUGUUUGCACGACGUGGCGUUCACAGGUUACAAGGCAUCAGUUCUGCAUGAGGACCACCAGUUAGCUGGUGAUGCAGAUUCAUGGAGUUAAUCCUGAGCACAAAAGGUAUUUUGCAUCUUGUUCAUCUCAGUAUUUUAAAUCAUCAUCACAGGUGUUUGAUAGGACUUGGCCCCUGUGAUUCAGAGAGGCAGCAGCAAGUGCUCCUUGGCUUCUGUCCCUUACUGUUCCUUCUUUGUGCCCACCUUGACAUUAUUUCUAAGUUCCCUUUCACCAACCGUACUUCCACAUUGGGCAGCAAUCAGCUUACGCUGUGUACCUUUAUCCUGAAUGAAAGAUGCUCUGAAUUGUUAUGAAAUGAUCUUAAAUCAGAAUCACCAUUUUCUCUUUGACCUAGCUGAAGAUCUGAGGCAGUUUGUGCUGCUGUUUGUCCCGAAGGAUGUUCCUAAUGCCAACACAGAAAGUAGCUGCCCUGGUCAUUGAAACAGGAAACAAAGCACCCUCAUUUCUGAGACCAGAUUCCUUGCUGCCACAGAUGAUGCUCCUUGGUUCAAAGAUAAAUGAGUCAUAUUUAACUAAUGUUAAUGUCCUUGCUCUACGGGCCGAGAAGGCAUCCAGCUGUAUGGACUACCACACCAUAGACUGCCGGGAUCAAGGACUCCCCAGUGUUCCCAAUCCAUUUCCACUGGACGUACGGAAACUUCUUAUAGCCGAUAACAACAUCCAGGCGAUACCAGCUGAUUUCUUUAUAUUUUAUGGAGACCUGGUCUAUUUGGACUUCAGGAAUAACUCCCUCACCUCUUUAGAAGAGGGCACUUUUAGCAGUUCUACCAAACUGGUGUAUUUAGAUUUAAGCUACAAUAAUUUAACGCAGCUUGAAGCCGGGAUAUUCAAAUCGGCAGAAAAACUGAUAAAACUCAGCUUGGGAAACAAUAACCUGGUGGAUGUGGACGAGGCUGCUUUUGAGAACCUGGAACAGCUGCAAGUGUUAGAAUUGAAUGACAAUAACUUACAGAGCCUGAACGUGGCAGCCCUCGAAGCGCUUCCCUCCCUGCGGACCAUACGCCUGGAGGGCAACCCGUGGGUCUGUGACUGUGACUUUGCCAAUCUUUUCAGCUGGAUCCAGGACAAUGCCUCUAAGCUCCAGAAAGGUCUCCAUGAAAUCCAGUGUUCCCUGCCUGUAGAAAAUAGAAGAAUCUUUCUGAAUGAAUUAUCUGAGGUUCAUCCUACUGCGAUGCCUCAGAAUGAAGAUCUAGAUUUGUUCUUAGUUUGUAGCAUUUUGUUCAACCCAACAUAGAGCUCCGAAAGCCCUGAUUUUAUUUGGAGCUUAGCACCCCUCAGAACAGCAAGGAACAGACCAAGCUGACACCCACAUAACCCAGUGCAAGCAGAAGAGCAAGGCUUAGUAAAGCUUUAUUUAUGAAGCUGCCAUUCGGGACACUCCAUCACAUCAAAGUGAUUUUACAAAACAGCCUCAGUGGAACAGCUGAAGCCUGAUGGAGAUGCUGAGCCUGAGACAGUGCUUCAUCCCUAGUGGAGGUCCCUCUGUGCUGGCUUUCAAACCCAUGGGAGCAACUCUGUGCAGGACAUUUUACUGAUCCAGCAUGUGCAGCCUACACACUACAAUGUUUGAGCAAUGCAUCUGCUAUGAAGAUGAAGAAUCAUAGAACCACGGAAUAGUUGGAGUUGGGAGGGACCCUCAAGGCCAUCAGAUCCAACCCCUGCACUGAGCAGGGACACCCACAGCUCCAUCAGAGCCCCCUUCCCUGACCUCGGGUGCCUGCAUCACCUCUCUGGGCAGCCUAUGCAGUGCCUCACUGCCCUCACUGCAAAAAACUUCUUCCUUCUAUCCAGUCUAAAUCUGUCCUCUUUUAGCUUAAGUUCAGCAGGCUUGGAGGCUCGAGUCAUCAAAAAGCUAGUUAUCUUUGCUGUCUAUUUAGCAUUGCUGAAGUGAAAACAGCUAAUAACUUCAACAGUUCAAAGCCAACAUUUUUCUGCCAGGUGUUAUUAAUCAUAACUGACACGUCUUGUGGAGUUGUGCGUUCUUGUAGUGAAGAGGCUCUCUAUCAAAAUGCAUUUCGUCCAUUUAGCUACCUAGCGUGCUAUGCUUGGUUCCUCUGGGUGUCACAGUUUUUUACUUGUAAAUGGCUCAGUGGUUGGAGGGAUGAGAGCUGUGCCUGGGGAGCCCUGCCCAGUCAGCUUACAGGUUUGGAAUGAGUGCUUUAUACACAUUUAAUGGACAGCAUUUGUGCAUCUCAGUAAUCCCCUGUACCUCGAGCAGCUCGUUGCUUCUCACAGAUCAGCUUUGGUUUUAGAAGCACCGUAGAUAAUAAUCAUAAAUGUUUGAUUUACUAUGAAUAUUUAAUACUUAUGAAGGGUUGAUGAACAUAUUUUUAAACAGACUGGCAGGAUUGUGUGAAAUGAAGAAUAUCUAUUUAUACUUGUCUGACCUGCAUUCCAAACAGUGUAUGGGCUUUGUGUUUUUAUUAAGAUAGAAACCUGGUUUGUAUUUUCAUUCAGAUUUUAAAUACACUUUUUGUGGCCCUACUGACAAUAAAAGGAAUCUGAAUGGACUUCCUUACAGAUACUAGAAUUAUUCUAUCAUCUUCCAAUUUCCAUCCCAUUGGAAGGAAUCCCUUCUUUAUCAAUUCUCUUCAAGAUGUUUUUUCAAGGGAAUAUGUUUUUCCUAGCACAGUGCUAAGAGCUGGCUGUGGUUCACUGAUUUCUUUUCAUCUAUUUGCUUUCUAUUUGCUAAGGCUGGGAAGCCAAAGAGACCCCACCCUACAUACUGCUGUAUGUAAUUACCAGGGCUCUUUGCUUCUCUAAAAGAUCUCAACAACAGUGCUGCUUUCAGAUGCAGACAGCUGAGCUCUGCAUCCAGCUGGCAAACACCUCCCAAAGGUCGGUGGAGAAUCACUUUGCCAAUAGGUGCCACUGUUGCUCCAUGUAUUUGUGCCUGAAUCAGCAGCGUCCUUCAGUUCAGAAUCAGUUCAACCUUGAAAAAAACAAAACUAAAUCCUGGUGACUAAAAGUGCACCUCUGUGCAGAGGUAGAACUCAUGGCCAGAGGUUUGUCCAGGCCGUGAGUAACGAAUAUGCUUUAUCUUGUGCCUAAAAGUGAUUAUAAUAUUAUAAACAUGCAUGGAAUUAAUUACAGAUACGUUUCAUCAAAGCCUUUAAGUUGUUGCGGAUCUAUUGUUGAACCUCGGACCAGCAGCAGCUGAAUCUUGAUCUCCUGCAGAUCAAACAUGAUUUAAAUGCAAAACUUCCACAUUAGUGCAAUAAGAACUGGGACUUCUGUCAGCACUAAGUACCAGGGUGCCCCAUACAGCGAUGCAAAGGCCACAACUGCUGUAUCUCCUGGGUUCAGUGCUGGGUAAUGUAAGGGCAGUUAAUGUAGUUUACUUUGCAGCUUAUCUACCAUUAAGUGCCAUUCAGUAUGCAAAGCCAAGGGCAGCUGAGGACUGCUUGCUGACUGCGUCGGUGCAAACCUUGCUUCACCUUGUCCUUAGGUAUAAAGCCAUUCCAUAUGCUUAAUUUGCUCUUUGACGUUCCAGACAUAUAAUGGAAUAAUGCAAGCUUCUUUUCUCCUCUUUCUUUAAAGAAAUGUGUAGCAAGAUGCAUGAAAAUGAAAUAACUGAAGAAAAUACAGCUAAGGGAUUCAUAUGCUAUUAGGUUCUGCCUCACUAUGUAUUUUUUAAUGCAGCUACCCACUGACUAGAUGCUGACACAUACGUAGAGUAUUAAUAUCUCCUGUUAAAGGAAUCUUCCCAGCCAUCUGCAGCUU